UAGGACUGUCACGGAAAUGACGCAGAAAUCCGAAGAGUUUUCCCGCGGUUAGUGUCUUCAGUCGAAGCUGUAGUGUCACAAAAACGGCAUAAUGGCGAGCGUUUACGAAUCUCCAAAAACGCGUAUCAACACCAGUAUGCUCUCCCAGUACAUUAACAGACCUGUCUGUUUUGUUGGACGACUUCAGAAGGUGCACCCGACAGGAAAAUCGUUCACUCUGCUGGACGGAGAGGGCAAGAUGGCAACGGUGGAACUCAACGACCCGCUGGACGAGGAGCUGAGCGGGGUCGUGGAGGUCAUCGGCGUGGUUUCGGGCAAGGCCACGGUCACCGCGACAGAGUACACCGUGCUCCGGGACGACAAGGGCAAGCCCUUCGACCUGGAGGUGUACAACGAGGGUCUGAAGAUAAUCCAUGACUUCCCGCAGUACUACCCCUUCGAGGUCGCGACCAGCAGCUGAAAGCUUCCGGCUGUCUCUCCUUUUCCCAGAAUCCUCACCUUGUUUCUCUCUUUUUUUUUUUUAAAUCACAAUGCAGCAGUGGAGUUGUGUAGAGGUUCCCCCCCCUUCCAACCUUCCAACCUUCUCUUUUUCUUUUUUUUUAAACUAUUUUUGCUACAUCUGUCUAAUAUUCUUGUGUAAAAUAUGGUACAUUAUGUGUAAUAUACGACAGUAAAAUUUGAAAAUACCACGG
Messenger RNA from Anguilla rostrata (American eel), 692 nucleotides. RefSeq names its product replication protein A3 (gene rpa3). Gene Ontology annotation, cellular component: site of double-strand break; DNA replication factor A complex; nucleus. Gene Ontology annotation, biological process: nucleotide-excision repair; base-excision repair; mismatch repair. The record is from RefSeq and is a predicted model, not a curated record. The coding region runs from base 92 to 460 and encodes 122 amino acids. Lineage: Eukaryota; Metazoa; Chordata; Actinopteri; Anguilliformes; Anguillidae. The transcript has 4 exons. Gene Ontology annotation, molecular function: damaged DNA binding; single-stranded DNA binding.